This is a messenger RNA of Penaeus vannamei (Pacific white shrimp), 501 nucleotides long. The record is from RefSeq and is a predicted model, not a curated record. NCBI's taxonomy places the organism in Eukaryota, Metazoa, Arthropoda, Malacostraca, Decapoda, Penaeidae.
AUGCAAGACAUGGCACCGACCACAUUACCAGUACCAGCAAGAGCAACAGCCCCAUCAACUCAAGCACCAGUACCAGCUCCAGCACCAACUGCAGCUCCAACCCCAACAUCAUCUGCUGCACCAUCUUCUGCACCAGCAUCAGCACCAGUUUCAGCAUCAGCUCCAACACCAGCUCAAGCAUCAUCACCAGUUCCAGUACCAGCCGCAGCUCAGCCCUCACUGCAGCAGGACAGACAAGAGACCAACGGAGAAAUAAAGGAUAUGCUGCAAAUGCUGCUUCGACAGGUGGGGCAGAUGAUGCCUAUGACACAACAACAGAUGGCUCAGCAAUCUCAAUUCCAGGAGAGGUCGUUCGCGCUCCUCCUCGACCAACAGCAGCACCAACCUGUAGUGGGCCUUGGAAAUGGUCAACAACUCUCUCCCAGUGCCUUCACGCUGAAGAUGUUGAUGUGUGUUGCCUUCAGGAGGUCAGAAUUAGUGCUCAUUAUGCAAAAUUCGUAA